CUCGAUCAUUUUAUGACGAUACGACACAAGGGGCGAUACACCCAAAGGAAAGGGAGAGGAAUAGGAGUGAGAGGAAACAGCACGGUGCUUGCAUAAUAAUUAUGAAACCGAAUAGUCGGUGCCAUUCUACCCUAUGUUCUGGUAGUAGAUUAGAGAGAAAUUGUGUGUAUGUGUGUCUGUGAGAGGUAAUGAUACAGAGAAAGAGAAAGAGUGUGUGUGAUUGAGGCAUAUGAUAAUGAUGAUGAUGUGAUUUAUAGGGGGUAGUAAGUUUAAUGACAAAAUAUGGGGUUCUCCCGAGUAUAGUCUUGAGCAAUGAUGCUAUUAUGGUGUCAUUGUUCGUAACUCCUUCAAAGGAAUUUGACAAGCCUGAGGUUAGAAAGUUGUGUUGCCUAGAUAUAAAUACCCUCAACUCUUUUUUGCCCGGUUUCCGUAGUAACCAUCUUCCAACUGUCAACCAAUGCUACCAGCAAACUUGGUCUUGCGCUUCAUCCGACACUGAUAGCCCAGACCUGUCUUCGUAUGCUUCGCCCUCGUUUACACCAGCUUCAUCACCUCCAUCAACACCCACAGCAAUUGUGCCACCUCUCGAACUCCAUCAACACCACCGUCCAUCCUCUUCUUCGUCUUCUUCUACCACCACUAGUCCUUCCGCAGUUCCUCAUCAACAGCAACAACAUCCCCGCUCCGGUCCUCAAACGCGAACACCUUGGACGCAACAUGAAGACAAUCUUCUUCGACGCGGUUACGACCAAGGUCUAUCUUGGGCCAUGAUUUCCUCUACCUAUUUGCCUCACCGCUCGCGUGGUUGCUGCUGGGGCCGAUUCAAAACAUUGCAAGCGAAAGCGCUAGAACGACGCGAUUGGGACGACACUGAAGAUCAGCUUUUACUCAUUGCCAUGAAGAAGCAUGCUCGGUUAUUCAAGUUAGCGUGGAAGGCAGUAUCGCAAGACAUGCCCAAUCGAUCGUGGCGAGAGUGUGAAUCACGUUCAUUCAAGGUUGCUUCAGCAAAUGUGAUUCGGAAGAGACAACUCUUUACUACCCCUGCCAACGUCAUCUCUUAAAACACUUUUUUUCUCUUUUUUGUGUUACCUUUUAUUACGCCUGCAUCAGCAAAACAUAUUAUAUAACUUUUACCCUCUUUACACACUCACGCACACGCAC
This is a messenger RNA of Zychaea mexicana, 1161 nucleotides long. RefSeq lists its product as uncharacterized. The record is from RefSeq and is a predicted model, not a curated record. Bases 273 to 1061 code for a protein of 262 amino acids. The transcript has 2 exons. NCBI's taxonomy places the organism in Eukaryota, Fungi, Mucoromycota, Mucoromycetes, Mucorales, Lichtheimiaceae.